ACAACAAGGAUAAGAUUGAUUAUUUCUAAUUUAAAAGGUAAAUGUUACUUUAAUUUGGCUCAGUAACUCGCGCGCGCGCCCUCAGCCAUGUUGUAUGUCGUGGCGCUCCUGGCCGUGGCCCUCGCGGCGUUGUACUACUGGUCCAUCAGCAAGUACGACUACUGGAAGAAGAAGAAUAUCAAGUACCCCGAGCCGACGGCAUUGUUCGGAAACUACCGCGAGUAUCUCCUGCAGAGGCACGACCUCGGCGAGGUCACGCAGGGCAUUUGCAAGCAGUUUCCGGACGAGCCGCUCAUCGGCGCCUACUACGGAACCCAGCCCGUCGCCAUCGUGCAGGAGCCCGAGCUGCUCAAGCUGAUCCUCGCCAAGGACUUCUACCACUUCAGCGGCAGAGAGGUCUCCGACCACACCCACAAGGAGAUCUUGACCAGGAACAUGUUCUUCACGAGCGGAGACAACUGGAGGGUGCUGCGACAGAACCUCACACCGCUUUUCUCCUCAGCCAAGAUGAAGAGCAUGUUUCAUUUGAUAGAAAAGUGUUCGCGCGACUUCGAAAAGUGUUUGGAGGAAGAGUGUGCGAUGAGUGACGCGGUAGAAGUGCGGACGCUGAUGGCUCGCUUUACCAUGGACUGCAUCGGCGCCUGCGCGUUCGGUCUCAACACGGACGUGCUGCAAAAGAACUCCGAGAGCAAUCCAUUCAGGCAGAUCGGUGAAAAAAUAUUCGAGGUGUCGACAGUCAGAGGCUUUCUUACCGCUUUCAGAUCAAUACUGCCGACUGCAUUCUAUGCCGUAGGUCUGAAGGUAUUCCCGAUAAGAAUCUUCAACUUCUUCCAGACAGUACUGAUGUCUGUGAUCAGGGAGCGCAGCCUACAGGAAUCUUCUCGUCAAGACUUUGUGGACAUGAUCCUGGCUUUGAAGAAGGAGAAGUAUAUUACUGGUGACAGUCUGAAGAAUAUGAAAGAUGGGUCAGAAAAGUUGCAGAUAAAAGUGGACGAUGAGUUUCUGGUGGCGCAGUGCGUGAUGUUCUUCGCGGCUGGGUUCGAGACUUCUUCGACCACGACCUCGUUCACCCUGCUGGAGCUGGCGAAGCACCCCGAGCACCAGCAGCGGGUCAUCGACGAGGUGGACGCCUACCUGGCCUCGCGCGGGGAGGUGCAGUACGACUGCACCACCGAGCUACCCUUCCUCGAGAGCUGCAUAGCUGAAGCCCUCCGCCUGUACCCCACGCUGGCAGUCAUAACUCGUGACGUCACCGAAGACUACACAUUCCCCAAUGGCUUGAAACUCGAGAAGGGCCUCCGUGUCCACAUUCCUCUGAGACAUAUUCAAAGGAAUCCGAAGUAUUUCUCGAAUCCCGAUGAGUUCCUGCCAGACCGGUUCUCCCCGGAAGAGAAGAAGAAGAUCGCACCCUACACUUACUUCCCAUUCGGCGAGGGACCUAGGAUAUGCAUAGGAAUGCGGUUCGCCAAGAUGCAGAUGAUGGCGGGUCUGGUGACCCUGUUCAAGAGCUACCGAGUGGAGCUGGCGCCCGACAUGCCCACGGAGGUGUCGUACUCCUCCACGGCCAUGGUCACCCAGUUCACCACCGGCAUCAAGCUGAUACUGGUGCCUCGUGUGAAGACCGCUAAUUAGAUGGGUCUAAAGGCGGCGACUGACCAGAAGGGUUACUCUAUAUUGAGGAAAAACGAAUG
Messenger RNA from Plutella xylostella (diamondback moth), 1691 nucleotides. NCBI's taxonomy places the organism in Eukaryota, Metazoa, Arthropoda, Insecta, Lepidoptera, Plutellidae. The record is from RefSeq and is a predicted model, not a curated record.